Meloidogyne enterolobii is the source of this 360-nucleotide messenger RNA. The record is from the annotation of a GenBank genome assembly. NCBI's taxonomy places the organism in Eukaryota, Metazoa, Nematoda, Chromadorea, Rhabditida, Meloidogynidae.
AUGCAAUUUAAUUUGCUUUUAAUAUUUUUUAUAAUAUUUAUUAAUGUUGCCCUUAUAUUUCCAGACAAACCAAAGGACUGCCCAGAACUUCCAAAAAACCCCAAAAAACCUAAAAAUCCAAAACUUCCUUCUAAUCCAAAAAAACCAAACCCUCCAAUUAAUGACGGAAAUAAUAAAGUAGUUAAGGCAAAAUAUACAGAAAAAGAUACUUGCCUUUCUGAAUCCAAGGCUAAUGGGCCGAUUAAAUCAAACCUUAAUAAGCCAAUUAAUGGGAAAUUUACAUUUUAUGGAACUGGUGGACGUGGAGCUUGUGGAUAUGAUAUGGAUGAGGUGAAAAUUAAGAAAAAAAAUUUUAAAUGA